AUGUCCCAUUUAUCUCACAGCUCAAGUCUUAACAAGGUCCUGCGCCAGCAAUACCUCAGUUUGCCUCAGGAAGACCUCUGUCUGGUCACUUAUGUCUGGAUCAAAGGUGUGGACCUGCAUAUCAAGACUCGAACCAUGGAUUCUGUGCCAAAAAGCAUAGCAGAUAUACCAGAAUGGCACUCAUCUGGAUCACCCGUCUUUGAGAUCCUACUGGCUCCUGUCUGUAUGUUUAGAGACCCCUUCCUUUUGGACCCUAAUAAACUGGUGCUGUGUGAGGUGCUUAAGCACACCCGGGAACCUGGAGAAUCGAACCAUCGUAACAGCUGUAACAAGGUCAUGGAAAAGGUCAAAAACCUUCACCCUUGGUUUGGAAUGGAGCAAGAAUAUACACUAUUUGGAGUGGAUGGGCACCCUUUCGGCUGGCCAAGAUUUGGCUUCCCUAAGCCACAAGGUCUAUAUCAUUGCAGUGUUGGUGCUGACAGGGCCUUUGGCAGAGACAUUGUGGAGUGCCAUUAUAAAGCCUGUCUGUAUGCUGGCAUCAAAAUUGGUGGCAUUAAUGCAGAGGUCAUGCCCUCUCAGUGGGAGUUCCAGGUGGGACCAUGUGAAGGUAUUGAGAUGGGAGACCAUCUGUGGAUGGCCCGUUUCCUGCUACACAGGGUAUGUGAAGAUUUUGGGGUGGUUGCCACUUUAGAUCCAAAACCCAUGAAAGGAGAUUGGAAUGGAGCUGGUUGCCACGUCAAUGUGAGCACUGUGCACACCAGAGAGGAAGGAGGGAUUUGGCAUAUUGAGAAAGCCAUCGAGAAUCUGAGAAAGCGACAUGAAGAGCAUUUGCGGGUGUACGACCCACACUGUGGCGAGGAUAACAAGCGUCGCCUCACGGGUCUUCACACGACCUCCAGCAUCACUGAAUUCUCAGCAGGUGUUGCUAACCGAAAGGCCAGCAUUCGUAUUCCUCAUCAGGUGGCUCAAGACAAACGCGGCUAUUUUGAGGAUCGCCGUCCUGCUGCCAACUGUGACCCAUAUGCUGUGACCUGCACAAUUGCCCGCACCUGCAUGCUGGAGGAGGAAGACGUCCAUGAAUUGGAAUAAUGCACUCUU
Molecule: messenger RNA, 1098 nt
Organism: Xyrauchen texanus (razorback sucker)
Lineage: Eukaryota; Metazoa; Chordata; Actinopteri; Cypriniformes; Catostomidae
Product: glutamine synthetase-like
Exons: 6
Coding region: 1-1089 (362 amino acids)
Cellular component (GO): cytoplasm
Molecular function (GO): glutamine synthetase activity
Source: RefSeq, a predicted model, not a curated record